This is a messenger RNA of Protopterus annectens (West African lungfish), 3175 nucleotides long. RefSeq names its product peripherin (gene PRPH). Lineage: Eukaryota; Metazoa; Chordata; Ceratodontiformes; Protopteridae. The transcript is spliced from 9 exons. The record is from RefSeq and is a predicted model, not a curated record. Gene Ontology annotation, cellular component: plasma membrane; axon; type III intermediate filament. The coding region runs from base 80 to 1429 and encodes 449 amino acids.
UUCCUGUACUCAAGCCAGCCACUGCUGAGUUUCAGAACUCCUCAUAAAAUUAGACUGUCUGUCUAGAGCUGUCCCAGUCAUGAGCACCAGAAUUUCUUCCACAUCAUACAGGAGGACAUUUGGGGCCCCUGUCUAUUCCCCAGUCUCCUAUUCUUCCUCCUCUAGGUUUUCCCAAUCGAGUCGACUACUAGCAACCCCAUCUCCUACAUCAGCCAUCAGAUCCACUACUUACAGGGUGCGGUCCAGCACCCCUGCUAGAAUAUCUUAUGACAAGGUAGACUUUUCUGUGGCUGAUGCUCUAAACCAGGAGUUCCUGACCACGAGGAGCAAUGAGAAAGCUGAGCUGCAAGAACUCAAUGAUCGUUUUGCCAACUUUAUUGAGAAAGUAAGGUACCUGGAGCAGCAAAAUGCUCUCCUGGUCACUGAGCUGAACCAAGUAAAGACAAAGGAACCAACCCGAGCCAAUGACCUGUUCCAGCAAGAACUGCGGGACCUGAGAAGACAGCUGGACAUCCUUGGAAAGGAGAAGGACAGGGUUCAGGUGGAGAGAGAUAACCUGCUUGAAGAUCUAGCUGCUCUCAAACAGAAGAUGGAUGAGGAAAUUCACAAGAGAGAGGAGGCCGAAAACAACCUGGUUUUCUUCCGAAAGGAUGUUGAUGAUGCUACACUGUCUCGCCUGGAACUUGAGAGAAAGAUUGAAUCCCUUAUGGAUGAAAUUGAAUUCCUGAAAAAACUUCAUGAUGAAGAAAUGCGUGAUGUACAAGUGACUUCUCAAACCCAGCAACAGUUACAGGUGGAAGUUGAAGUGGCUAAGCCGGACUUGACCGCAGCACUAAAGGAAAUCCGUACUCAGUAUGAGAGUAUCGCUGCCAAGAAUUUGCAGGAAUCAGAGGAGUGGUACAAGUCAAAGUUCAAUGACUUGACAGAUGCUGCUAACCGCAAUAAUGAAUCAUUGCGCCAGGCCAAACAAGAUAUGAAUGAAUCUCGUCGCCAGAUCCAAAGUCUUAGCUGUGAAGUCGAUGCCCUGAAAGGAACUAAUGAAGCCCUGCUGAGACAGAUGAGAGAAAUGGAGGAGCAGUUUGGUGUGGAGGCAGCUGGAUACCAGGACACUGUGGCCCGUCUUGAACAGGAGAUCCAACAUCUGAAAGAUGAGAUGGCGAGGCACUUGAGGGAGUACCAGGACCUCCUCAAUGUUAAGAUGGCACUUGACAUAGAGAUCGCCACAUAUCGCAAGCUUCUGGAGGGAGAGGAGAGCAGGAUUGCAAUGCCUAUCCAGUCUCUGGCCUCACUAAGCAUUAGAAGCUCUGACAUUGAACAUUCCCCCGAUGUUCAGAGAAGUAAAACAGUUCUCAUCAAAACUAUUGAGACCCGUGAUGGAGAGGUGGUAACUGAAUCGAGCAAGGAAAAGAAGGCAGAAGUGGACAACUAGACUUCAUCUGAAAAAUGGAGUGAGAUGACACUACAACUUAAGGCGAGAAGGCAAACAUGAACAAAUACUACAGAAUAUAUUGCAAAGGCAGACUGAUCCCCUGCCUAGUGAACUGCGUUAUUGUAAUGAAUGUAUCUGAGAAUCCCUUCCUCACUGCUGAGUUCCAUAUGUGACCUUCACUUGUGCAAACUAGAUUCAGAAGAGUGAAAAAGCAGAGACAUAAGUGAAUACACUAGCUAUGUUAAGGCUAUCAGGGAAAGACAGGUGGCACAUCUACCACUCAGUAAGAAUGUCCAAGUUGGCUUAAUUAGAAAAGUUUCUAAUUGUUUAGAUGAAGUCAGUGCAAUAACUUCUCUAACACCAUAACACAAACAUAUCGAGUAGGGCUUUUGCAUAGCCAGUUAUCAAAUUGUUCUCUGGUGUUUUGUAUUUUGUUCCUUCCACUCUUUCAUGGCAUUAGAAUUUCCAUAACUUUCAUUAAACAGUGGUUAUACAAAUAGAUGAAGUGGCUACUGGCUAGCAAGGUUAUUGACUAUAAUUACUAUUUAUUAAAUGACCUCAAAUUUGUUUCCAACUAGCUCAAAUGGUAUACAUGCUAAAAUGUUGCCUUCUGUAGUACAAGCCCACAUGGGCAGGCAAAAAUCUUAGUAGCCUAAUACAAAGUCUGCCAAAAUUUGGUUAGUGGGGAGUGCUGGCAGUUAUGGCUCCUGAAACAAGAAUUUUCUGCUCACAGUUGCUUUAUAUUAAACUGGUGUAACUGUAACUCCUCAGUAUGGAGUAGGCAUUUGUGUGCCUCCUUUAGUUGAUCUGGGUUUACUCAAUGUGUUCUGCAUCUUCUUAUUUUUUAUUGAUCAAUAUAACACUAAAUAGACUACACUGACCUCAUCUAUUAGCAACCUUCUGUCAUGGUCUGCACAACUGUCAUCUCUUGUUAAGGGAUGAACAGCAUUUUAAUGUGUUUUUUUCUGGAGCCCGAUUCAAUGUCUGAAUAUUUUUAUGACUACAACAAUGUAAGGAACAUGUAAAUACACCAGUGUGUUGACCAAAACCCAUAUGGGGAUCUGCUUCAUACCUCUAUUCACAUCAUAGAGGUUCUUGACAUAUUUUUAAAUAUAUUUAGCAGGAAAGUGUCUGUACAUUCUGGUACAGUAUAGCACCCCCCCCCCCCAAAUUUCAACCUGGAAGUGAUAAAGUUAGUUUAAACUAAUGACAAGAGCAUCAUGUUUACAAAAUAAGAGCCGCAUCGCAAUACAUCACUGCAUUACAUACGCCAGUCCGAAAUGUGCCUACGGUAUCAUGUCACCUUUAAAAUAUCUGCACUGUAAUACAUUGGGAGGGUGGGGCUUCAUUAAUCUCUUACUGUCCAGCUGCAGGUCUAAAUGUGUUUUCUGGUAUGUUUGUCUACUAACAUCUAAUGUGCUCAACCAGACCUUUCUCUUCAUUUCACUUCUUUGUAACCACAAGUAUUGAUGUAAAAUGAUGUUUUUUUUAUCGGUGCUCAGAAAUGCAAACAUUUGUUUUAGUCAACUCCCCUCCCUCUUUGGCCCAGAUACUACAGCUAAGGCAUUUCUGGGCACUUUGCCACAAUAGUUGGUCAUCAUGGUACCACCAGGGGUAUUUAGUAGGUGUUGAACUCUCCUACAUAUCUACUGAAUCAUCACUCCUUCCACUGCACACAUUUAGGAGGUACCUCAUUUGCAUUUUAGAUUCCAUAAGAUGGUGGCCAUCUAAUGUUGCAUUUGUUUG